Messenger RNA from Drosophila rhopaloa, 1167 nucleotides. Its product is annotated as transcription factor Ouib. The transcript has 3 exons. The coding region runs from base 67 to 1059 and encodes 330 amino acids. The record is from RefSeq and is a predicted model, not a curated record. Lineage: Eukaryota; Metazoa; Arthropoda; Insecta; Diptera; Drosophilidae. Gene Ontology annotation, cellular component: nucleus. Gene Ontology annotation, molecular function: zinc ion binding.
CUGUUCGAUUCAAAUAAACAGAUUAACAUGCAAUUGCUUUUCAAUCAGUCGAGCUGAGCUAGCAAGAUGAUGAACAACAUUUGCAGAGUGUGCGGAAGGCAGAAGGUCUGCAAAAGAAGCGUGAAUCUAUUUGAUUUGGUCAAUAGGAAAUAUCUAAGGCACUUGGAAUUGAUAAGCGGACUGAGGUUAGAAGCACAGGAAAAUGCUCCAGAGUUCAUGUGUCUCUGCUGCCAAUUAGAUCUCAGAUCGGUAUUGGCAUUCCGUAAUUUGUGCAUCAAGACCCAAAAGAAGUGGCUGACCACCGCUGAAGACUCCUCGUCUAGUGAGUCGCAAAGUGAAGGGAGUGUCAAGGCGAAACCUGAGUUGGAACUGCAAAAAUGUGCCAAAGUCAGCGAUUUUCGGGAGAGUGACGAUGAUAGAGUGCUGGAAGAAACGUUUCAAAUACUGAUUGAAGAGGAGCCCUUGGAUGACAAUCUGAUAUGUGAUAUAGAGGGGCCAGAGGGAGCGGAUUGUAGCCAAAGAGGAAAAGAUAACGUCUCCGUCCCCACUCAAAAGAUUCCGAAAACCACUAACAAAUCCAAGCCCGUUCAUAAGAUUUACAAAUGCGAACUGUGCGGAACCCCAUUCGUCUCCAGAUCAACUUUCCUGCGCCACAUGAGAAAGCACGCAGGCGAACGUCCAUUUAGCUGCAAGGAAUGUGAUGCGAGGUUUCUUUCCGCUGCGGAACUGCGGGCUCAUCUUCAUGUCCACACUGGUGGGCAACCGUUUGCCUGUCGCUAUUGCGAGAGGAAGUACGUCAGCUAUAUGGGUCGGAUGAAUCAUGAGAGGACUCACACCAACGAGCGACCCUAUGUCUGCGAAGAAUGCGGCAAGACCUUUUCCUAUUCGAACGUCCUGAAAAAACACAUGGUCAUUCACACGGGCGAAAGGGAUUUCCGAUGCGACCUUUGCGAUCGCUCCUUUCAGAGAAAGGAACACCUAGUAGUGCACUUUCGAUCGAUGUUCCACCGCCAAAAUGUCGAAAGAAAGAAAAUCAAUGGCACAGAAGCUUCAUCUUGAUAGCGUCCUUACAUUUUUGAUGCAACUUCGCUUAGCACAGAAUAAUAACAGUUUUCUAGUUUGCUACUUGUUUCACAAAAAACUUAAUUUUUUACGAUAUUAAAGACA